CCGCAGGUGGGUGGCUCCCUGGGACAUCCCCGGCUGCCCGGGCUUUAUGCGCCGUUUGGAAUGAGCGGCAACUGCAGCACGGUGUCACCGGGCAUGCAGAGAGCCGGCAGCUGGCUGUGGCGAGGCCGCUAGCGCCCGGGCCCUCUCGGUGUGUUGCAGCGGGACAUGCAGGCGCAGCUGGCUGAGUUUGACGAAGGUAGUCCCGGGCCCUCAUGUAAGCGAGCUCCCAGCCCGCCAGCAGAGCAGGCCGCGUCCUCCUGGCUCCGACGCACCCUCCAGAGUCUGCGGGCCAGCCCGAGCCUGAGGCUGGUGUUCCGGGAGCCGGCGCCGGUGUCCGUGCUGGCCGUGCAGCGGUACCUCGGGGAGGAGACCCGGGCACCCUAUUACUACGACAUCACCCUGUGGGAUGGGAUGGAGCGGGACACCUGGAUGCUGUCCCCGGAGCUCAGCCACCUGGUGCACAGUAACCGGCUACACUGCGGCUCCCGGGCCGCCCUCACCCGCUGCUCCUACCGCUACCAGGAGAAGAGGCUGGCCAGCGGCCUGGUGUGCGUGGAGGAGCUGCAGCUGGUUGCGGACGGGACCGGGGAGGACCACAGUCAGGAUUCCCCGGGCCCUGAGCUGCCCCUCUGCGGGGACAGGAAGCACUAUCUGCCCCUAUGGAAUAACGAUGACCCGUACGGCGAGAUAUGGGCUCAGAGAACCCCGGCGGAAGACGUCAGUGUGGAUGUUCUUGAGCUAUUGGACAUAAUCGUCGGGUCCCUUACUAUCAGAGGAGGUGACAGGACUGGUGGUUAUAUCAUAGUACAUCAGGGCCUUAUCAAUGCCUUUGGAGUGUCAAAAGUAUGUUCAUUACAGAAUCUGGAUAUGCGAUGGCAAGCAAAAAUAACUUUACCUCCUCUGCUUGUAAGGAUCAUGCACAAAUCCAGACUUCGUUAUUUUGGCAAAGCAGACAAGAAAAUGGACUUUCCUUACCAAGCUUAUUUUGAGGUAGCAGAUCACUCUGGUAGGAUGUCUCUUGUUUUGUGGAAUUCCCUCUGCCCAGAAUGGUACAAUACACUUCAGAUCGGCAAGGUGAUUUUGCUCCAGCAGUAUGUCUUGAAGAAGAGUUAUCCCAAUCGGACACUUCCAACAUCGGAGAAUACGCAGGUGAAGAGACUGCCUUCACUUGAAAUAAGUUUGAAUGCCAGAGAUCCUCCAUCCAAGAUUUCCUUUCUCCAAGAAAAGCAUGUGAAGCCUGAGUGGAAAUUGCCAGCCGUGAAAUAUCAAUUUAUGACAAGAUUGGAUUUCAAUGAUCUACCUCACAAUAAAGUCUGUGAUGUUAUAGGACUUGUGACCUAUGUUGGAAGAUCUGAGCGGAAAAGGAUCAGAGAUGAUAGUGAAGACUUCUGGCUGUAUCGCUGGGUUCACAUGAUCGACGGGACCUCAGAACAACCAUUUCUACUUGAGAUUUUUGCAACCUCACAGCCGGACAUAUUUGAAAAUAUACACCCAAUGUCUUAUUUGGUGUGCACACAGAUGCGUGUGGUCCGAGAAUAUCCUGAGGAUACCUCUUACAAAGCCUACCUUACAACGUCUAAUGAAAGUCAGGUGUAUAUAUCUGGUUAUCAUAAAGGACAGCUGUACACCAGCGAUGAGAAAGUAAAAGCUUUUAUUAACUGGAUGAAAACUCAAAAUGAAUCGGAUGUGAAGAGAAAAGUCACAAUUGGUGGCUAUCACCCGUACCCGCAAACUCCUGCGACCUUUACCAAGUACUGUAAUGAUACCAAAGUAGAAAAAAUAUUGACUACAAUCCAUGAACUAAAGACAAUAAUUGAGCAGCUUCAUUACAGGGAACGCAGGCGUGUCGCUGUACAGGGUAUAAUUGCUGCAUGUAGGUUUGUGGAGAAUAUUACAAGUGACACAUCUGAAGUAGAACAUUUCCAUGAAACGGAAAACAUGGUGCCUGUACCAACAUGUACUGUUCCACAGUUUGGGACCAGAGAACCAAUUGCUGAGAUACUCACUUUAGGCGGUCAACAAAGAGACCAUCCUGUAGGGAUAAACCAUUCUGGCAACCUGUUACAGCACUGUACAGAAGAGCUCACACCUCAGGGUGAAACCAAUAAUGUGAGCCUGGUGAAAAGAAGGAAAAAGCAACGGGAACCCAUACUUAAUGAGCUUGCAUCAGAAAGCCACCCUAGCAUGCCGCACUCAGCCUGCGAUCUGGAUACUAGCUCCCAGGAAUCCCUCUUUUCCGAAGAGAAAGAUGCUGGUAGCUACGUUGCUGAGAGUGAUAAGAGUGACAGAACACCAAGCCUUGGGUCGUCUUGGGAAAAUGAUUUGUGGUCCGAGGUCAAACACGCCAUAACAGAAUGCCUACAUUAUAGCAGCAUAUUUCCAGAAAGCCUCCCCCAAAAGUUUAAUUACAACCAAAAGGAGAUUCUGAUGCAGCAAUACAAUCUUCACCCAGCAAAAAUCAUCAAAUCUAAAAUCUAUGGCUGUAAAAGGAAAAUUCCUGAUUAUGCCAGUGUCUGUGGCCUUGGUCACUAUGAAUUCACCAUACUAGGUAUAAACCAAAAUAUAGCCAUAGAUGUGUCUCUGCCUGUGUUUGAUCACUUGAGUCUGUUUGGCACGAAUUGUCCUCCAAGCCUUCUCCAAUCUGCUGGAACAAGUGUGACCGCUGAAAAUCGGGACCACCAUUGGGUUACUCUUAGGGAUGACCUUGUGGAAUAUGCGAAGGCACGGGACAGGCUGCAUCUUGUCUGUAUCUUGGACAUCUGUCACCUCGGUGAAAGCAAAGUGGAAGUUUGUUUGAACAGAGUGUAUCCUGUUACAGACUGUGCUGCAGAUGCCUGAACUGUCUGCACUACCAGAUACAUGAUGCCAAUUAUUGUAGUGUACUUUGGUUCCAAAAUGUUUUAUAUUUUGUUUCCAAGACUGUCUCUUCCCUACACAUAACUGUGGAUUAAGCUGAUACCUGAACAUACAAAAUAGAAACAAACAUGUUACAUUUGCUGUAGGUUAGCACUUUCUUUUUGUAUUGACUUGUUUAGAAGCCAGCAUAAAGUUGCCUACAAUACCUUCUAGGCAGCUGUAAAUAUGUAGUAUUGAGUGUGCGCAUAAAACAUAUAUUAGCAAGGUCAUGUUGAGUGAUCCUGAGAAACAUCAAGUGACCUCAUCAAGCUGCCAGCUUUCAGCCCAUUGGCUAUGAAUGAUCACAUGAGAUCAGUGACACAGCAGUUUCUGCCCACUUCAUCUCUUUACAUAAUACCUGUUGCAUUAUAUCUCAGGAGGGUAGGUGCAGAGUUUCUGAAUAUUGGGGUGGGUAUUAAUAACUUUGCAGUGCAGUUAGGCUUUUACUCAGGCUAUAGUACUGGUUAGGUUAAGCUAAACCGCAAAUUAGUCCUCUUAAGUUUCUUUUUGGCAGUUCUCAAGAAUGUUUGAUCAUAGGCCAGCUAUGAACACAGAAGACAGAGUAUUUACUGUAGAUUGGACGUUUAAAAUAACCUAAAUGUAUUCCCUGAUUCAAUACAGCACUAACCCUCAGUUACUAUUGUAGAAUUAUUUUCUAUUUCUCUAUCGUCCUAGUGGAUGCUGGGGUUCCUGAAAGGAC
Molecule: messenger RNA, 3595 nt
Organism: Pseudophryne corroboree (corroboree frog)
Lineage: Eukaryota; Metazoa; Chordata; Amphibia; Anura; Myobatrachidae
Gene: RADX
Product: RPA1 related single stranded DNA binding protein, X-linked
Exons: 15
Coding region: 166-2838 (890 amino acids)
Biological process (GO): regulation of DNA repair
Cellular component (GO): replication fork
Molecular function (GO): single-stranded DNA binding
Source: RefSeq, a predicted model, not a curated record